This is a messenger RNA of Periophthalmus magnuspinnatus, 2086 nucleotides long. RefSeq names its product ATPase Na+/K+ transporting subunit beta 1a (gene atp1b1a). Gene Ontology annotation, biological process: potassium ion import across plasma membrane; sodium ion export across plasma membrane; intracellular sodium ion homeostasis. The record is from RefSeq and is a predicted model, not a curated record. Gene Ontology annotation, cellular component: sodium:potassium-exchanging ATPase complex. The transcript has 6 exons. Gene Ontology annotation, molecular function: ATPase activator activity. Lineage: Eukaryota; Metazoa; Chordata; Actinopteri; Gobiiformes; Gobiidae. Bases 183 to 1082 code for a protein of 299 amino acids.
GUCGGUUUCUCUGUGCGCUAAAUGGUGUAUGUGCGUGUGUAACAACCAUUACAACUGCUGAAGUCAGGUACAAGACUGUCCUUUUGCGUUUCCUGUAAGAGACAGUCAACACACAAGGCACUCUACCCGAUCCGCCAUCAAGACGCCCAGACCAACGCACAAAGGGGAUUUUACCUGGGAGUAUGUCGCCAACUAAAGAAAAUGACGGCGGAUGGAAGAAAUUUGUAUGGAAUUCAGAAAAGAAGGAGUUCUUAGGACGUACCGGUGGCAGUUGGGCUAAAAUCACCUUGUUCUACAUCAUUUUCUAUGGAUGCUUGGCUGGGAUCUUCAUCGGGACCAUUCAGGCGAUGCUGCUUACGUUAAGCAACUACAAACCAACCUAUCAAGACAGAGUCGCACCUCCAGGUCUAUCACACACACCACGGUCUGACAAAUCAGAAAUAGCUUUCAAUAUGAACGAUAAAUCUACAUUCGAGAAAUACAUCAAGAGUAUGUCAGACCUGCUUGCAAAGUAUGAAGAAGAUUUGCAGACGGAGGACAAAAACUUUGAGAACUGUGGAGUGGAGCCUCAGCCAUACAAAGAGCGUGGUACUGUGGAAAGUGACAACGGCCAGAGGAAAGCCUGUCGCUUCUUACGGUCGUGGCUGGGCCCCUGCUCUGGCCAGGACCCUAACUACGGCUUCCAAGACGGAAAACCCUGCCUCAUCGUCAAACUCAACAGGAUUGUCAACUUCAGACCCCGGGCUCCUUCUAAUGAUUCCAUCCCUGAAACUGUGGCAUCAAAUUUGAAACCCAACAUGAUUCCCAUUUUCUGCAAGAACAAGAGGGAUGAGGACAAAGACAAGGUCAACGAGAUUAAAUACCAUGGUAUGGGUGCCGGCUUCGCCCUGCAGUACUACCCCUACUACGGCAAGCUGUUGCACCCUCAGUACCUGCAGCCCCUGGUGGCCGUGCAGUUCACUAACCUGACACUAGGGGAAGAGCUGCGCAUUGAGUGCAGAGUGUUCGGCGCAAACAUCGACUAUAGCGAAAAGGACCGCUACCAGGGACGCUUCGACGUCAAGAUCACCAUCAACUCGUGACCUCAGCCGCAACUAAAAAUACAUGUAGAAUUAUCAAAAACACCACUAGUAUUUGAACAUUCACGAUAUACAGGAUCUACACUUAAUCUGUUGUGUGCUUUACACUAGCUUCUUCUGUGCGCGUGUCCAGGGUUAGAAUGUAAAAUACCAGAGUAGCAAUAGCAAAUAUUUAUUCUACUGUAAAUGAGAUAUUCCUUGAGCCAUGGGAUGUGUUUCAUCAAUUACUGUAUCUGCGAUUCCACUACUGACGCCUAGCGAGCCGUGUGUGUCCCGCCUCUCUCACCUGAUGUGGUUUAUAUUUUUUGGAGUGUUCCGUGCCGUAGCCCUCGCUCUGUCUGCCCCUUCCCCUCUCUCUCGUCUUAUGUCAGCUUCAGUGGUCCAAGGUUUGUGUGUGUUUGUGUGUGUGUGUGUGUGUGUGAGGUGUGUGCGAAAUACAGCAUGGUACUCUGAAGCCACGGCCCGUGAAUGAGUUAACACUGCGCUCCAUGGACUCUUCCUUUGUGUUUCUUUGACCGAGUUUAUUGUCAGGUUUUGUCCAAGUGGAAGGACACAGUUGUACUUUUUUGUUCUUGUUCACCUUUAGCUGUAGUUUUGGUUUAGCAUCCGUUCUGUUUUAACAUCCGUUUUCUUCUUAAUGAUAGUGUAGAGAGCUUUGUGGGUCCAGCCUAAAGACUGUCACCUCCAUGGAAACGGCAGCAACUCAGUGCUUUUAAAUCUGUUUUGCUGGAGACGUCACAUUAUGUGAUGCAACUUACUAUUGAAUGUUUUAGCCAUUUUCAUGGUGGAAGAAUUUUAUAUUUAUGCAGUUGUACAUUUUUUUCAAAGUGUAAUGUAAAAAUCCAAUACCAAAGGCGCUGGUUUAGAAUAUCAGAUGCAAUGCAGUGUGCCAGUGUACAAAUGUUUAGUUGGUGUGAAAUACUUAAUUCAAUGUUGAAGAUCAAACACCUGUUUAUUUAAUCUGCAUAAGGCUGAAACAAUAAAACGAAAAAUACGACAACUGUGAA